GUCCGACGAUGUUUUUUUUGGCACAGGAGAACGUCGCCAGCCGCGUACACCGUGACAUUUUAACAAAGCCGAUGGACGCGGCGUGUGGAAAUUGAACUUUUACCGGUGUCCGCGGUGAAAUUAAGUGCGGGGCUAACUUCCCAAGUCGGGGUUUGCAAAAAAUGCGUCGUUUUCUGGCCGAGAUUUGAACUGAAAGUAGUCGUCUGGUUUCAGCCUAGCAAAGAAUGUCAUUUUCAUUUUUGUCUAAAAGUACAAACCACGUGCUAGCGUGGCGGACUCGCGACAUUUCCUCACGUGGGGGGUCAAAGGUCAGAGCUGAGGAGACUUGCUAAAGGUCGGGGUCAAUUAGAGAUGUCAAAGGUGAGCCGUUCGCUUGUGGUGACGUCAUUUGUCAGAGUGAACGUGCAGUGCGUGCGAGUAUGAAGCCGCUUUAAAAUGGCUGCUUUUUAAGUGGAGAUCUGAAGGAUGAGCCAGGGCCCACACCUGGUGCUCCAGUGGCUCUCCGAGCUCCACCUGGCCCACUACGUGGAGGCCUUCCUGGACAACGGCUACGACGACCUGGAGGUCUGCAAGCAGAUCGGACAGCCCGACCUGGACGCCAUCGGGGUCGGCGUGGAGGGCCACAGACUCCGGCUUCUGGGCGCCGUGCAGCGGCUGAAGGACGGGGACGAGGAGAAGAAGAAGAAGGUGGCCCCGGGCUUCUACUUCACCUUGGAACCUUCAGCGGGUCACCCGGGGACCCUGCGGGGGUCAGGAAGACCACACCGGCCGUCCUGUCACGGAAAGCACGACCUGAGACUCACGGACUGUAAGGACUUUGUGACUUAUCCCAAACUCAAACUGAAGGUCCUCAUCAGGGACAAACUGGCCAAGGAUGGAAUCGACCUGGGAGGAGAUCCUUACACCCGCCAGGACGGCUCCGCGGGGAACCUUGAUGAUCUGGCUCUGGAAUAUUCCGGCCAUUACUCCACCUCCCUGGCUGAGGUGAGUGCGAGGAUGGAGGAGCUGCGCAGACGGCGAGUGGCGCAGGAAGUUGCUGAGACGGCAAACUUUGACUCAGCGACCACCUCACUACACCUGCGCUCUCACAUCCAGGAAUCCCUUGGACUGUGCAGCAUGUCGUGCACGCCGGACACGGACAGGAAGUUUGCUGUGCACAAGGUCAAGUGUGAGAGUGACUCAGCAUCAGCAGGAAAGUGGAAGUCCUUCUGGCCGAGUGUGAGGAGGUCCCAGAGAGGAGCCACGCCGCACAUCUCCAAGGGUGACUUCCUUGCCAGCGAGAUCACUAUGAGCGACGAGGAGCGCAUCCAGCUGAUGAUGAUGGUGAAGGAGAACAUGAUCUCCAUAGAGGAAGCCCUGGCAAGGCUGAAGGAGUUUGAGGUACAGAACAAGCAGACGUGCAGGUCGGAACCCACCGAGUGCACGCAGACCUCCGACAAGUCGCCGUGCGAGCUGUCGGACAGCGAAGAAGAAGAAGGGAUGACGUUCAGGAGACUCCAUAAGAUGGUCAGCUCCACCAGGAAGGUGAAGAAGAAGCUGAUCAGGAUGGAGGAGACCAGGAGGACCAGCAGAGAAGAGAGUGAAAGUGGAGACGUGGGCGUGUGGAAGAAACCUUUUAGUCACGUGGACUCGCUGACGUCGGCGCUUCAGGACAACCUCAGCUGCGAGGCGGUCACAUGGCGUCCCCCCAGCGCCCCCCUUCAUCAUCAUCAUCAUCAUCAUCAUCAUCAGGAGGAGGAGGCGGAACACACAAGCGACGUCGGCGAGGAGACCAAGAUGGCCCGUUCGGCGACGGACGGAGAGCUGCGCCGCCGUCUCCUGGGCUCGCUGGGCCACCCCGUGAGAGCGUGCAGUUUCGGCGGCUUUGACCUGACCGAGCGCGCGGCGCAGGAAGUCUCGUCCCACAACAAAGUGAAAGAAGCGGCGAGGUCCCCGCUGACGUCUGCCGCCUCCCUGGGGAGGAAGGUGAAGUCUGUGAGGGACACCAUGAGGAGGCACAUGACCAGGAGAUACCAGGCGAGUCCGGACGGCGUUCACAGCUGCCCUCACUCGCCUCGCUCGGACUCUGUGGAGAAGAAGCCAGGAGGUUCCGUGGAAAGCCUGAGGAGCUCCUUAAGUUCCAUGAGCGGUCGGACGGCGAGCACCACCGACUCGUCCAACAGCAACCGAGAGAGCGUCAAGUCGGAGGACGGCGAGGAGGACGAGCCGCCGUACCGCGGUCCGUUCUGCGGCCGCGCUCGCGUCCACACCGACUUCACGCCCAGCCCGUACGACGCCGACGCCCUCAAGCUGAAGAGCGGCGACGUCAUCGACGUGAUCAGCACGCCGCCCGCGGGCACGUGGAUGGGCUUGCUCAAGGGCCAGGUGGGCACCUUCAAGUUCAUCUACGUGGACGUCCUCCACCAGGAGCACGCCAAGCCCAAGAAGACGCGGCGGCGCAGGAAGGCCCGGCAGCCCAAGGCCUCGUCCGUGGAGGAGCUGCUGGAGCGCAUCCAUCUCAAAGAGCACCUCCCCACCUUCCUGUUCAACGGCUACGACGACCUGGACACCUUCAAGCUGCUGGAGGAGGAGGACUUGGACGAGCUGCACAUCAGGGACCCUCAGCAACGGGCGGUGCUGCUCACCGCCGUGGAGCUGCUGCAGGAGUACGAUGGCAGCAGCGACCCAGAGCGAGGCAGCCAGGAGAAGGCGGUGGCGGCGGACACGCUCGGCCUGGUGGGAGAUUCCCCGCGCGACUCGGGAUGUUACGAAAGCGGCGACAACCAAGACCACGCUUCUAAUUCUGGGCAGUGACCGCCUGGACGGCCAGAGGCCGCCAUGUUCUCCGUGAGUGCAGGGAAGACAAGCUCACGAAUUGUGCCUACAGAUGCAUGAAUUCGAAAAAUGACUUCUUUAAGUGUGUGUGUGUUUGCACUACAACGAAGUGGUGUGUGUGUGUGUGU
Nerophis lumbriciformis (worm pipefish) is the source of this 2942-nucleotide messenger RNA. It is a transcript of the gene sash1b, whose product is annotated as SAM and SH3 domain containing 1b. Gene Ontology annotation, molecular function: protein binding. The record is from RefSeq and is a predicted model, not a curated record. NCBI's taxonomy places the organism in Eukaryota, Metazoa, Chordata, Actinopteri, Syngnathiformes, Syngnathidae.